Molecule: messenger RNA, 345 nt
Organism: Pieris macdunnoughi
Lineage: Eukaryota; Metazoa; Arthropoda; Insecta; Lepidoptera; Pieridae
Source: the annotation of a GenBank genome assembly
AUGCACCGACCUCGCUUUAACACUGCGAUGCGCGAUAAUUGGCGGCAAUUGCAGCGCGAGUUUGACGACGAUGUCAUCAAACGUGCACCUAGUUUGGAUUCCCUCAUCAACUCCUCAGAAGCCUCCAGCCUUGAUGCCUCGGCUGACGAUUCAGACUCAGGAGCCGAUACACGUGAUCCUGAGCCCAGGAGGAAAAAGUGCCCCCAAAGUUAUUCAUCCUCAUCCAGUGGUCAUAUGGAAACAAUUCAUGAGGAGACAACCGAGCCCAAAGUGUCUGUGAAAGCAAUUCUAGCAAGAUUCGAGAAUUUGACGGAAAAAACUGAUUUUCUUCAGGUAUUUAACUGA